UGAACCGCUCGUAGUGAUGGCGUUCAUUGCAUCGCCCUGGAGUCACUUCUGUCGCCUAGACUGCGCUCGCAGUCAUUCUUUCAUAGGCUAUAAUGUCUACAACAGAGCCGAGCCAGCAGAGUUCCCAGCCGGGCCCAAGUACAAGCAAUCGAACGCCCCGCGGUGCCGCCUGUAUGAACUGCCGCAGGCGUAAAUUGAAAUGCGACACUGCAAAACCUGUCUGCGGACAAUGCGCUCGUACAAAUAGGCAUGAUGAGUGCGAGUACAUGGACGGAUCAUCCGCCUCCAGGACCCAGGACUUGGAAACCAACCUCACACGCUUACAAGGACGGAUACAGGAGCUCGAGCAACAAGGAGGGACAACUGAAACCACAUCUAACUUGCCGCCUAUGUUCCCUGCAAAUCCCCCGUCUACUCCAUCGGAUGACCCUCCGACUGAGCUCGCCCAGACGCUGCUUCAACAUUUCCUACCCCAUGCCGACCAGGUCGGAUUCUUCCUGCAUAAGCAGCGCUUUAUAGCACUCGCUACUUCGCCUGAUGCACGGUACCGCGCGGCCAACCUCUCUCGAGCCCUGCUUUACGCGGUAUACUCAUACGGUGCUCACCUAUCCUGCAUCGAAGCCCUCACGGCUCACGUGCCCGCGCUUCUCAAUCGUGCGGUAGAGGCCGUCUCCGCUGAUCUCGGGGGUCCCAGGCGUUAUCCGUUGACGCAGACCAUCCAAGCCGAGGUCAUCCUUGCCAACUACUUCUUUUGCGUAGGCCGCCAGCUCGAAGGAAGGUAUCACUGCAGUGCAGCGGUGGCGCUGGUCCUCAGCGCGCAGCUGCACAAAAUCCGGUCCUUAUCUACCUCCGACUCUCAUUCGCCUCUUGCUCAGCCGUUUGAUCGCAUUGAAGAGGGGCAGAACAUCAAUGCGUUCUGGACUGUGUUUGCGAUCGACAAGGGGUGGUGUGUUGCCUCAGGUUCGCCUUCGCAAUUGGAUGGGUCUACUAUCGACACGCCAUGGCCAUUGGACAUGGAAGAGUAUGACCAACUGGGAUUGGCUCCUGAAGUUCGGGGAUCACAGACGGCGCACAAAUUCCUACAUGACUUGCCUUCGACCUCGACAGGGGGGACAUCCUUCCUCGCGUUACGAGUCAAAGCCGCUGCGUUAUGCGAGCGAGCAACGCGGCUUGCAACGGGUGUCCCGCAGCUGCCCGGCCAGCAACACGGAGCUCGCGCUGAGGAGGUGCAACUGCUGACCCGGGUCAUUGAUCAGUUUAUGGCAUCCUUGCCGAUGAUAAACUCGCUGCUCGAUACCAGAUCGAUGUGUCACUUACUGGCAAUACACACGCAGACGCACGCCGCAAUGAUCCUGCUCUAUCGUAGUACGGGGCAGGCCACGGGGACGAUCCCUGAGCGCUGUGUGAACGCUGCAAAGGCGGCGGCGGCGCUCGUGGGGCAAGUCAACCUCCAACAGUUGGACUACGUCGAUCCUAUACUAGCGCCUCUGUGGACCAUCGUCGUCCGCAUCCUCAUAGGUACGUGGCCUCUGUUACGCGGAAUGCAUGUUUCGACAACCGGCUCUGCGCAGCGCGGAUCCAGCCGCCGGGCUUGCUAGACGGCGAGCGCGACAGGAUACGUGGGUUAAUU
Rhodofomes roseus is the source of this 1630-nucleotide messenger RNA. RefSeq lists its product as uncharacterized. Lineage: Eukaryota; Fungi; Basidiomycota; Agaricomycetes; Polyporales; Fomitopsidaceae. Gene Ontology annotation, biological process: DNA-templated transcription; regulation of DNA-templated transcription. The record is from RefSeq and is a predicted model, not a curated record. The transcript has 7 exons. Gene Ontology annotation, cellular component: nucleus. Bases 93 to 1598 code for a protein of 501 amino acids. Gene Ontology annotation, molecular function: DNA-binding transcription factor activity, RNA polymerase II-specific; DNA binding; zinc ion binding.